Molecule: messenger RNA, 5564 nt
Organism: Notolabrus celidotus (New Zealand spotty)
Lineage: Eukaryota; Metazoa; Chordata; Actinopteri; Labriformes; Labridae
Gene: tshz1
Product: teashirt zinc finger homeobox 1
Exons: 4
Coding region: 906-4295 (1129 amino acids)
Biological process (GO): regulation of transcription by RNA polymerase II
Cellular component (GO): nucleus
Molecular function (GO): DNA-binding transcription factor activity, RNA polymerase II-specific; DNA binding
Source: RefSeq, a predicted model, not a curated record
UACUUCCACCAUGACUUCCACAUGCUACCAGAAGUCACCGGGCUCUGCUGCCAGCUGCGUGCUUAAUUCAGGUGUUAGUAGCUGUUAAGCUAACCAUAUUUAAUUGGAUUCACUACCUGGCGACCGGAUAAAUCCAGGCGUGCUUCUAACUCCAUCUGAGAAAGAAAAUCCCCAGAGGAGGAAAUUGUGGAUUAUUACUAAUAGAAGCUCAGCUGUCUGCUGAUGGAACAAACACUGGCUACCAUCAAAGUUCACAUGUGGAACUGUUCAUCAAUGUGCUGUCACCAGAUUCCAUUCUGAUGGAGCGAGCUGCAGGACGCUGACCGAAAGAGCCCUGGUUUGAAUAAUCUCUUACUGUAGCAAAAGGUUGGAGACCGCUGGCGCUUAAGGCACCUGGACAGGCGGAGGGACAGACGCUACGGCGCAGUGUGUAGUGUGGACUCCAAAACAAGAGACAGGGAGCUCCGUUUUCUCUACUUUCGCUGUGAGUAGAGGUAUGAAAUAGCCCAGAGAGGGGUGUGAAUCUAUUUUGAUGGAAGCUGUCCGUAUCCCUCUUCACGAAAGACUGAGAUCAUCGCGGAGCUUCCCUCGCCUUUCUCUCCGAUCCAGCCUGCGAUGAGUUUCUGCGAUCGGCAGAAGUUACCGGACGAGACCCGUUUCCUCUAAAUCAUCCAAACCUUCCUUCUCAACGGGACAUACCUAUAGUGAUUAUUUCAGAUUAGACCUUAAAAAAAGACUUCUUCACCCCCGAGUGGGAUCUACACUUUCCUCCUCUCAUUCCGCGGAAGAAGUGAGGAAACGCUGCUGCCUCCGAUUUCCUCCCCUCCUUGCACUGGUUUCCUCUCCAGCUCGGUCGCUAUUUUUGAUCUCUGCAUGAAAAGUCAAGCGGAAAGUCCUGCAACAGCAUGCCGAGGAGAAAGCAGCAAGCACCGCGGCGGUCAGUAGCCUAUGGACCUGAUGAUGAAUUCAAGGUGGAUAAAACUGAGGAUGAUGAACAUAUGCAAGAUGAUGGCCUGUCCCUGGAUGGUCAAGAUGCAGACUAUCUCUUCAAUGAUGAUGAGGACGCAGGAGAUCGUUUCAGCUGCCAAAACUCUCCUCUCAGCAAUGGCACAAACCCAGAUGCUGGGUAUGCGUCUCCUCUCAGCACCACCAGUGAUCAACUGGUGGACCAUAAAACCACAUCCUCCUUAGGUGAAAAUGACAAGAUUGUGGAGAAACAAGGAGAGAGCACAGAGUCCAUCAAUGGCCUCUCACUACAGGACAGUCUGGCACAAAUGAAAGCAGUCUAUGCAAACCUGAUCUCUGAUGCUUCCUGGUCCAGCAUUGCUCUCGACAUGCUUAAAAGUAAACAUGGGAACAAUUACACAGCGAGCAAUGGGAAUAGUGGUAGCAAUCAUAAAGGGAGCAAUGGAUUUUUAAACAGUCACAGCCCAGGCAACACCAAUGUGAAGAGCAGAUGUAGCUCAAGCAACGCCUCAGCCACCACUGAUAAUACCACCAGCAGCACUGCCACCAAAACAGUUUCAAGCAACAGCAGCAGUGGCACCAGUGUAGGCUCUGGCAGCGCAGGAUUAGCCUAUGACUGGCAUCAGGCAGCCUUGGCUAAAACCCUGCAGCAUACCCCAUACCAGCUCCUUCCUGAGCCAAGUCUGUUCAGCACCGUUCAGCUUUACAGGCAAAACAAUAAGCUCUAUGGCCCUGUGUUUACAGGUGCCAGCAAGUUCAGGUGCAAGGACUGCAGUGCAGCCUAUGACACUCUGGUAGGCCUGACGGUGCAUAUGAACGAAACAGGCCACUAUCGUGACGACAAUAAGGAUACAGAGGAUGAUCGAAGCAAGAAGUGGUCAAAGCCACGUAAGCGUUCUCUGAUGGAGAUGGAGGGCAAAGAAGAUGCCCAGAAAGUUCUUAAAUGUAUGUACUGUGGCCAUUCCUUUGAAUCCCUUCAAGACCUUAGUGUUCAUAUGAUAAAAACAAAACACUAUCAGAAAGUGCCUCUCAAAGAACCAAUGCCAGCCCUUACCUCAAAGCUGGUACCCCCAACCAAAAAAAGAGCAUUUCAAGACUUAAUGCUACCCCCAAGCUCGCCUGAGUCUGUCUCAUCUGGUAUGCACCUAGGAGACUCUCCCAAAGACCAAAAAGUGGCAAAUCCUUAUGUUACCCCAAACAAUCGAUAUGGUUACCAAAAUGGGGCAAGUUAUACCUGGCAGUUUGAGGCUCGCAAGGCACAAAUUCUCAAAUGCAUGGAAUGUGGCAGCUCGCAUGACACCUUGCAACAACUGACAGCCCAUAUGAUGGUCACAGGGCACUUUCUCAAAGUAACUAAUUCAGCCUCCAAAAAGGGUAAGCAGUUGGUCUUUGACCCUGUUGUUGAGGAAAAAAUUCAGUCUAUACCUUUACCACCAACUACCACACGACUUCCAGCACCAAAUGAGAAGUCACAGCCAGAGUCCCCACUGCAGCCUGCAAGCCCUGAGGAGGAAAGUGAAGAAAAGACAGAUAAAGAGGCAGAGGAAGAUGGCUUGGAAACUAGGGAUUCUGAGAGAAAAAUCAAAGAAGAGAAAGAAGAUCUUACAGAAAAAGCUGAGAAGCCACGAAAGACAAGAUCUUACCAAUAUCUCAGAGAAGAAGACCUUGAAGAGGCGCCAAAAGGAGGACUGGACAUCCUAAAGUCUUUGGAGAAUACGGUGUCAAGUGCAAUCAGCAAGGCUCAAACCGGCACACCAACAUGGGGUGGAUACCCUAGCAUUCAUGCCGCAUACCAGCUCCAUGGAUCUUUUAAGUCUACCAUAACAUCAUGCGCACCGGUUCAACCUUUGUUUAGCAGCAACAGUUUAAAGAUAUUGUCCUCAGACAUAAGCACUCUGAUACACUCACCAAACAGCCCCUCUCCACCUCCAAGUCAUAAGAGUAAUGUGCUGGCCAUGGAGGAGCUCGUUGAGAAAGUGACAGGAAAAACUGUAGUAAAGAAGGAAAAGGAAGAAAAUCUGGUUGAGAAUAAGUGCAAGUCUGCUAAGUCGCCAUUGCCAAAUCCUAAGGACAAACGGGCUUCACCCAAUCCAGAUGCUGCCUUGAAGGUGAUGAAGAUGACAGCAUUAGAGGAACAGAUUGUUUCAAAAAGCAAAGAAGAGCAGACAGAGACUAAGGCAGAGACACAGAUAAAGAGUGAAGUUGAAUCACCAAAAAGGCCCGUAAGCAAUGGCUGCAAUAACUUCAGUAUCAUCACAGAUCACUCACCUGAACAACCCCUUGUCAACCCUCUCAGUGCUUUGCAGUCUAUUAUGAACAACCACUUAGGCAAAGCUUCAAAAGUAGCAACCCCCUUCAUAGACCCAUUUUCGAUGCUGUAUAAGAUCAACAACAACUCCACUCAGAUGAAGUCUCCAGAACCUGAGAGUCAGUACCAUGGUGACAAUGAUCAGCCCAUGGACUUAACCAAAUCCAAAAACGCCAACAUAGGUUCACCCAAGGGUACGUGUACAUUAAACAGCAAUGGCAGUGUUAACAACAGCAAACUUGCCUUCAAAAAUUUCUCACAAUCUUCAUCUUUGCCUUUGCGGGAGAAUGCUUUGAUGGACAUUUCAGACAUGGUCAAAAAUCUGACCGGUCGUCUGACACCAAAGUCUACGACCCCUUCCUCUGUGUCUGAAAAAUCAGAUUUUGAUGGCUGUACUUUUGAGGACAGUUUGGAGGAUCUGUCUCCCAUUCAAAGACGGAAAGGCAGACAGUCCAACUGGAAUCCCCAGCAUAUCCUAAUUCUCCAGGCCCAGUUUGCCUCGAGUCUAAGGGAGACUCCAGAGGGAAAGUUUGUGGUCAGUGACUUGGGGCCCCAAGAAAGGGUUCACAUCUGUAAAUUUACUGGUCUUUCCAUGACUACUAUCUCCCAUUGGCUGGCCAACGUGAAAUACCAGUUAAAGCGUACAGGAGGCACAAAGUUCCUGAAAAACAUUGAAUCUGGCCAACCACUGUUUUUGUGCAGUGACUGUGCUUCCCAGUUUAGGACUCCCUCCUCUUACAUUCACCAUUUGGAGACCCAUCUUGGGUUUACAUUGAAGGACCUCUCAAAGCUUUCCAUAGAUGUAUUAGAGCAGCAAACAGUCAGCAGAAUAGAGGAAAAGAAUUUCAGUUCCUCUGGACCUACUGAAGAGGACACUGGCGCAAUAUAUCAGUGCAAAUUGUGCAAUCGGACAUUUGCCAGCAAACAUGCAAUCAAAUUGCACCUUUGCAAAACACAUGGAAAGUCACCAGAGGAUCAUCUUAUCUUUGUGAAAGAAUUGGAAAAGUUUGACAAACAAUGAAGAUAAAGCUGAUAGCAUGACAGUUUACUGUUGCACUAUAUCUCUAAGCUACAAUCUGUCAUUUUAGAUAGUGCCACAACUGUAUCAAGUGUUGUUGUUAUGACACAUAUUGUAAUGAAAACAUGGUAGCUUUAAUACCACAUACUGUAUUUACUGAGUUAUCCAUAACUGAUGAGACUCUACAUUGCUGAGGCUCAAAGCUAUGUUGUAAAAGUUGACUUUUUGGUAAUACAAACUUACAAAAAUGAUGCAGCAACCAUGGCACUAUGUAGUCACUGACUGAUUGUUGCUUUUCUAAUGCACUGCAUCUUAACUGAGCCUUUGGGAAAUGACCAUCUGUUGUUUUAAAACUGGACCAUGCUCUUAUAUUGAUCACUAUUUGAAGUUUUUAUUUUAGAUAAAUAAAUUCAACACAACCUGCAUAUAAUUUAUACAAAAGUUUGUUGUUUUGCAUGUUACUUUGUAAAAUGUAGGCAUAUUGUGUGUCAUGAAAUUUCAACCAUGAUGAGAAAAACGGGUAUCCCUGUUACAAAGAAAUUGUGAAUAUCUGUUGGUGUUUAUAUGAAGGAAUAUUGAGAAAAAAGCAGCCAUGUGAAAGUCGAAUUUCAAAAAUGUGUGGAUGGUUAAGCACUUUAAGGAAGGGUAAAUUGAUGAAGAAAUGUGAAAAAAUCAUAACACAUCACCCCUUUGAGUCUUGAUUCCCUUGAGCAACAUUGCAUCUUGGAGGACUAACAAUAAUGCUAUUCUUUAUUUGACAUAAAAAACAGAAAAUCUUAAAAAUGGUAAGCAUAUGUGUUUCUGUAGUAACUAUAAUUUCCUGGCUGUUUCAACAUGUACAGUAUUUGCGUUUGUAGGCUACCAAUUUUAUUAUUGUGAAGCUGCAGUUGUAUAAUUAAUGAAGUUUAAAACUUACUGUAUGAAUAAUGGCAAGUAUGUAUACAUGUAUGUUAACAUAUCUUGCUCUUUACAUUUCAACAUAAUUUGUACUGUGUGCAUUUUUAUAUUGUUUUUUUCUAGACAAAUAUGGGGAAAUUGUAUAAAACUACAUAAUAUUGUUGGACCACUAUGUCCUUUUUUAGUAGAAAGCUGGUCCUUCAGUGUGGUUUACAUAAAAUGACAGAACUUUACUGGCAUCUUCUUUGAUGUAUGGUACUGUACAUAACAUUAAAAAAAAUAAUUCUCACCCAAAAAUAGAUUUCCAGGUUUUAUCACCCACGAAUUAUUCAGUAUGACAUUCUUUUAUUCUCAGUUGUAAAAUAAACUCCAUGU